Cyprinus carpio (common carp) is the source of this 2405-nucleotide messenger RNA. Its product is annotated as heparan-alpha-glucosaminide N-acetyltransferase-like. The coding region runs from base 117 to 1997 and encodes 626 amino acids. Lineage: Eukaryota; Metazoa; Chordata; Actinopteri; Cypriniformes; Cyprinidae. The record is from RefSeq and is a predicted model, not a curated record. The transcript has 17 exons.
UCUCUUCCACUACUUGCGCUACUAGGAAGGAGGAAUCGGAAGUAAGCUGUAAUGAAAAAGGGGAAAUCUUGACAUCAAGGAAGCACCGAAAGGAGCAGGCAGUGAGAUCUGAUGUUAUGGCACCUGAAAGGGAAUAUUACAGAUGGACUGUUUGUGCAGUGAUUGUGCUUUUAAUAGCAUUAUGUGCAGCUCAUAUGACAGAUCGACCUGCCUCUUCUCACCCUCACCGCAAGACUUCUGUGCUGAAGAUGGAUGAGGCGUCCCUUUCGGUUAUCAAUGAGAUUGAGGAUGACAUGAUGUUAUAUGUGCUUUCAGAUCACUGUUUUCAGUGUUUGCCGCAGCUGUUGGGAAUAAUACCUGCAAGGCCAGCUUCUGGGACCCCCACUAUGGUGGGCUUUGUCGUAGACACACAGCACGCACUGACACUGCAGCUCAACAGUACCUCUGCACAUUCAGAGCAAUGCAAAGUUCACUUCCACUUUGGGGAGCAGGGGAACUAUUCUCUGUGGGUCAAGAACCUGAAUGAGCCAUCACGGGUCAACUGCUCUAUGAUCAUUGAUUCUGACCCCAUUAACAGCUACUUGCCUAUUUUGUUUGCUUUUCUGGUAUUUGCUUUUCUGGCUGCAUUAUCUGCUAUCUGGAACACGGUUAAAAGGCUGGAUGUGGUGACAAAUCUACUUCUUUGCUUGGGGAGCACAGUGGAGACCGAGAGGCUGAUAAACUCUGAGCUUGGCACUCCAAACAGACUGAUAGAUGCCUCUACGGAAUCAAUAAUUCCUGCCACUGCAGGACGGAGGCUUCGUUCUUUGGAUACUUUCCGUGGGUAUGGUGCUCUUUCACUAAUUGUUUUGGAAAUGAUCAACUAUGGAGGUGGAGGUUACUGGUUCUUUAGGCAUGAAAGUUGGAAUGGUCUUACUUUGUGUAACUUUCUUCUUCGCAGGUUUGUGUUCAUUAUGGGUACGUCUGUUGGUUUGUCCCUGAGCGGUUCAUUGCGCAGAGGUGUCAAACGCACUCAUCUGCUGUGGAGGAUCUUCUGGAGGAGCUUCCAACUCUUCCUUAUCGGAGUCAUCAUCAUCAAUCCUAACUACUGCAGUGGACCCUUGUCUUGGGAUUCUUUUCGUAUUCCUGGCGUAUUACAGCGUCUGGGCUUCACGUAUCUCGUUGUUGCUGUCUUGGAUCUUGUGGUGUCCCGAGACCGACUUAACAACAUCCUGUCAAGUGAAACAUGGUAUUCGGUGCAUGAUGUCUGCCUCUACUGGCCUGCAUGGGUAUUUGUGAUUGCCUUAGAGACGAUAUGGUUGUGUUUGACCUUCCUCCUCCCAGUCCCAGCCUGCCCAACUGGUUAUUUGGGUCCAGGGGGCAUUGGUGACUUUGGCCAGUACCAAAACUGCACCGGUGGAGCCUCAGGUUACAUUGAUCGGUGGCUGCUGAGAGAUAACCAUAUUUACCAGACGCCUUCAUCACGGGUUGUAUACCAGACUAUGAUGCCCUUUGACCCUGAGGGUGUCUUGGGAACCAUCAACUCCAUAUUGAUGGCAUUUUUGGGGCUUCAGGCAGGGAAAAUUCUGCUGCAUUACAGAGACCAACACAGGCAAAUUAUCACACGAUUUCUCAUUUGGGGAUUCAUACUCGGAAUCAUCUCUGCUGCAUUGACCAAGUGCUCCAGAAAUGACGGCUUCAUCCCUGUCAACAAAAACCUGUGGUCUUUGUCCUAUGUGACGACUCUGAGCUGUUUUGCUUUUGUGGCUCUGGUGUUUUUUUACUACUCGGUGGAUGUAAAGAAGUGGUGGUCUGGAGCUCCUUUCUUUUACCCUGGUAUGAAUUCCAUUUUGGUGUAUGUGGGUCAUGAAGUGUUUGAGGAAUACUUCCCUUUUCGUUGGAAAAUGGCCAAUAGCCAAUCGCAUGCAGAGCACCUGGCACAGAACCUUGUGGCCACCUCCGUAUGGGUGAUCAUAGCCUAUCUGCUCUACAGAAAGAAGAUCUUCUGGAAGAUUUGAAAUUGUAUCACUGCCUUGCAGAUUUAGGAGCUGCUCUUCAUUGUGAAAGAGAUUAUUUGGAUAUUUUUAGUUGUAGAAAAACAGCAGAUCUCUGAGCAUCUGUGCAAUGACAAAAACUCACACAUGAUCCAGGAAUAGAACUUGGCUAUUAUUUGAGAAGAGCAGAAGGAAGAAGUGAAAAGAGGAGCAUCUGGCUGUGCCAAGAUACCUCUGUGGACUCAACAAAGCCCCCAGAAUGAAUGUCUAGAUGCCAUGGCAUGGCAUUCUGCUUAGUUUUAAUUCAAUCAGCUGGUUUGGUUUAAUGAAUGAUGUUUUGAUGCACAAUGAUGAAUUAUGAUUGAUUAUAGAAUUUCUUACAUUAUGAUAUGGAAGAAUUCUGAAUGUCUCGGGAUUGUUUUACUGUAUGUU